This is a messenger RNA of Penicillium brasilianum, 1356 nucleotides long. The record is from the annotation of a GenBank genome assembly. NCBI's taxonomy places the organism in Eukaryota, Fungi, Ascomycota, Eurotiomycetes, Eurotiales, Aspergillaceae.
AUGGCCAAAGACACAUUGAAAGUUGGCCUGAAGCCGAAACACGCCAAAGAGGAUACCGAUGUUGAAAUGCAACAAGCUACCUCUCCCGAAAAGACACACAAGUCCGAAGCCAAAGAUAAGAAGAAGCGCAAGAAUUCAUCCAGCGAGACCGAUGGCGACGUGACGAGCAAGAAAAAGCGGCGGCAAAGCACGGACGACAAGCAGGAUAAAGAGGACGACAAGCCGAAGAAAAAGAAGAAGCGAGUCUCCUUCGGACCAGGCACAAAGACCAAGGACGCAGACAGCGAUAGCGACAGUCCCGCUGACGACGAACACGACGACGACGACGACGACGACUACAACGAUACCUCUGAGACCGUGAAGGACGCCGAGGCCGAAGCCAAGGAAGCCGAGAACAAGUUGAUCGAGGAAAUGAAGAAGCGCAAGCGUGAGAAGAAAAAGGCGCGCAAGGCCGGUGCUACACCUACAGCUUCGUCUACCUCUACCGAAAAGGUUCAUGAAACCCCCAUCCUCGGCUAUCUGAGCUGGUACUACCGUGACCGUGCCUCGUGGAAGUUCCAAAAGAACCGCGAAACGAACCUUUUCAAACACCUUUACUCGAUCGAGCACGUUCCCGUGCAAUACAACGUCCCUCUCUUGACCUACCUGCAAGGCCUGAAGGGUGACGCCGCCAAGACACGGCUGAGCGACGGUGCGGUGGCUGUUCUCAAGAGUGACAGCGCCGAACGCCCCGCCGAGUACGCAGAGGCUGUGAACACAUUCCGGUCAUUGUUGUCCGACAGCGGAGAAGAGUUGAAUGCCGUAAACUCUGUGGACGGACUGGACGUGGAAGCGACCAAGCUUCUCCGGAAGAGACAGCGGGCAGAGCUGGUUUUCUUCGCCGUCACGGGUGAGCUGUUUGAUCGGGAGGAGGUCGUGCGCAAGCAAAAAGAAGCUGCCAAGGCGGAGGCGCAGAAAAUCAAGAAGAGAAAGAACCGGACUGUCGUCGUGGAUAUUUCCAGCAGCGAGAGCGAUAGCGAUGAAGAGAAGCCUUCUAAGGCGAAGAAUUCUACUGCCAAGGCGGAGAGCAGCGACGAUUAUACCAGCAGCAGUGGCAGUGACAGCGACAGCGACGAGAGCACCAGCAGCAGCGGCAGCGAUUCAUCGAGCAGUGACAGCGAGAAAGAAGCACCCUCCGCGAAGAAACCUUCACCGACCAAAUCCGCCGUAAAGAAGAAGGCUGUCCCCAAACCUGUUGCUCCCGUGGAGGAAGAACCUACUCCGCCAGCGCCUAGCAAGAACAAGAAGAAGCAAAAGCGCAAGUUGCGGACUGCGCAGAUUGAGAUCUCGAGCAGCAGUGAGAGUGAUAGUGAAUGA